UAAACAUUUGCUUUUUGCUUUUAUUUGACUCCAGUAGAUUCGAACUCCGAACCAAUUCACUUUCUAUGACAAUAUAUUUGAAGCAUAUUUUACAUGGGCUAAAACCCUCUGAUAAAUCUUGGAGCUGGAAAAUAGUUCUGCUGAUGUACUCUCGCUGAAGCUGCCAAUUCCAGGCAGUGAGUCGGUGUAGGAGGGCGCAGUUUAAAAUACAGAAAUGAAGCGAAAGGGACACAUAACAGAAGGGGACGUGGCAUUGCUUUUGCGCAGGAUGCUGAUAGCGAUUUGGAUUUUGAGAUUGAGCCCUAUCCUCCUGUUGGUGCUGAGGCUUUGGCAGAGGCCGCAGCUUGUGUAAAGGUAUUUGCUUCAAGAAGUGAGUGGUUGCUAGGAAAGUCUCCUAAGAAUCACAGAUACUGCCGGCUGAUAAAUGCGCACAGUAAUGAACUGAGAUGUUGCAAAUUGAGGACUACUUUGUGAAGGAAUUUGGAGUUCUUUUCAUGUCCAUGUUAUCGUUUGUUUAUUUCAUCAAUAUGCUUUUUCCUUUCCUUGCUGUGAUUUAAUCAGGGUGAUUAAUUGCUAUUGUGAUUUAAUAUCUUGACUAAAGUCCAGAUCCUCUGAUAUGUCAUUUGAGCAGCACCAGUUUCUUCUGGCUUUCAGUGGAUUUGCAGUCACCAAAGUUUUACAUUUUCCACAAUCUUCUGGAUAUUUGGACAUGUUAGCAUAUUUUAAUGAUAUUGCCAGUGGGGAUGGUAGGUCAGUGAUUUGACAGAUCUGAAUGUCAUGUGGAAGCUGCUAUUUGGAAAUUGGGUGAGACCCAGUCGGGUUUUAGAGGCAUCUGGGAUACCAAAAAGUUCUGGUCAACCAAGUCAUUCUGUUGUAGAAGCUCCGUUAACUAUUAACAUACCUAGCUCCACUAGUGUUUCUGAUGUCCACACAAACAAUCAGCAGUCAGUGAUUUCCACACAAGGAAUGAAUAUUACUGUGCCAGUUUCCAUCCAAAAGCAACCUUUUCCAGCUGUACCUUCCUCAGAUGGUAUUGAAGGAAAUGUAUUGAUGAGCUCUGUCCAUCCAAUAAGAAAGAAGAGAAAACUAUGGACUCCAGAGGAGGACAAAGAGCUCAUUGCUGCAGUCCAGAAGUGUGGAGAAGGGAACUGGUCAAGUAUUCUGAAAGGAGCUUUUAAGCAUGAUCGAACAGCAUCUCAGCUGUCACAGAGAUGGUCUCUUAUCAGAAAGCGCCAUGCUGUUUCAAAUCAAAGUAAUCUUGGAAAUUCAAGCACUUUCUCCGGAUCUGUAGAUCUGCCACAUUCUACAGCUCAGGUAGUUCCAGUAACUGGGAGCAUAUCAUCAGGUGCUAGCGUAACUGUGACUGCUGGUCCAACAAUGGCUGUUACUGGAAAUACAACUGGCACAACAGCUGUAACAAUACCUUCCAGCUCAUUGACACUGCCGACUGCUUCAACUGGGUCAGGGAGCUCUUUAAUCCAUUCAACUGCCGGAGCAGGAUCAGACAGCACUGCAUUGCAGUUAUCUCAAGGUCAUCAAGGCCUAGAGCAAGCACAUCUUCAUGGAAUUGCUGGUUCUUCAAGUGUCUGUGCCACACUUCCCUCUGUAAAGUCUAGACCUAAGAGCAAAAAGCAGGCAGCUAAUAAAUCAAGUACAGGUCGCUUGAUUAGUCCUAUGCCACCUCCGGCCACAACUGCAGCCAUGUCAUCAGUUUCAACACCAGCAAAAACUGCAGUCUCCAUACCUGGUGCCAGCCCUGGUUCUGGAAGAUAUGGGAUCAAUCCAGCCACUCAACCUGGUAUAAGUGAAGCAUUAGGUCAUGGGAGCUCAAUGCCAUUGAGUGGUCCUCAUCCAUUGGUCCAAGCUGCUGCAGUUGCAGCUGGAGCACGAAUAGCUCCUCCAUCAGCUGCUGCCUCUUUGCUUAAAGCCGCACAAUCUGGGAAUGUUGUGCAUUUUGGAGUAGGAGGAAUUCAAUUGGCGAAAUCAGGAUAUGCCACUCAGGCAGGGACUGUAUGUGGAACGGCAGAUAGCAUUAGGUCAAGUAAUGGUUGUAUUAGUAGCAGUGCAAGGGCAUCAUGUGCUGCUGGUAGUAAUAUGAGGGCUUCCAAUGUGCAUUACAUCAGAACUGGAUCAGUCUCAUCUCCACCUGUUUAUACAGGUGGAAUGCCAAGUGUUCAGAGGUUGCCUGCUUCACAACCAAAGGGUCAUACAGUGAAAGCUGCUACAACUGGUCCAUCAAUUCCGCAAUCUUCUAAGGUUAAUCUUCUAACGGGAACGACUUUGCCAUCAAAACAAGCUUCUGAAAGCUGUGGUGCUUCUCAAGCACAAAGCAGUGGUACAUCUCCAUCCAACAUAUCCGUUGUCACUAGCAAAGGAAAUUUGAAGUCUCAAAUUGCCCCAUCUAUUACAGAGGCAUCACAAACUUUUCAAUCAGAUUUACAGUUGAAACCUACAGUGAGUGAUACCAUCUUAUCUGUACCUCCAAUAUUAACUUCCACUUCCAAUCAGAUGUCUACUGAGCAAGUUGCAUCUGUUUUACCCCCAGCUGUUGAAAUCUGUAGUGGAGCAUCAAGUUCUUUAUUGACAUCCAAUUCCCCUUGUCCAGAGAUUGACCCUUGCCAAUUUACUAAUGCCCCUGCUGACAUAAGUUCUGUCCCAACUUUAUCUGAGAAUGUUAUUGUAAAUGACAAUGUAACAAUUCAAGAGGAUAAAAUCAUUGAGCUGAAAAAUAAUUAUUCGUCAUCUACUACGAAUGGAAGUUCCCAACAUCAGGCAUGCUCUGAAAGGCAUACAUCUGGGGAAACAGCAGUUAGAUCUGAAAGGCAUAUGCCCGCGGAAACAGCAGCUAGCUCUGAAAGGCAUAUUGACGGGGAAACAGCAGCUAGCUCUGAAAGGCAUAUUCCCGGGGAAACAGCAGCUAGCUCUGAAUGUGCUGAUGUCAGGGCCACAAUUGAGGUACAUAAUGAGAAUGGAAGUGAAAAGAUUGUAGAAAUUGAAUGUAUGCCAGGAUCACCACCUAUUGCUUCACACCAAAAUGUGUCCAGUUCAGCACAAAAUGAUAUUCUGAUGACACAUCUGUUGUAAAUGGAAGGUAAGGUAGCUUAUGUGAAUUCUUGUUGUUUGCAGAUUGAUGUAAGUUCUAAUAAAAUAUCAUUGUGAAGCUUAUUGAAUAAGCAUCUAUCUUUUCAUGCAAACACCGAUGAAUGGUUGAAGUGAAACAAUGGACUCCCUUGACAUAUGUGACCUAAGAAAAAAAAUUAUUUGUUGCUUUACAGGAAUAAUUUUCACAGUAACUGACUGGUGCAAUAAUUUGUAAAGUAUAAUUUGCACUGGGGAUAUUUAUGUAACACUACUGAUUCCUAUUUUCUUUCUCAAUUUUAAUUCCAUUUGGGAUGUUGUACA
Cryptomeria japonica (Japanese cedar) is the source of this 3402-nucleotide messenger RNA. RefSeq lists its product as uncharacterized. The record is from RefSeq and is a predicted model, not a curated record. Bases 778 to 3084 code for a protein of 768 amino acids. The transcript is spliced from 7 exons. NCBI's taxonomy places the organism in Eukaryota, Viridiplantae, Streptophyta, Pinopsida, Cupressales, Cupressaceae.